Messenger RNA from Oppia nitens, 970 nucleotides. Its product is annotated as plasma kallikrein-like. Gene Ontology annotation, biological process: proteolysis. The transcript has 3 exons. The record is from RefSeq and is a predicted model, not a curated record. Lineage: Eukaryota; Metazoa; Arthropoda; Arachnida; Sarcoptiformes; Oppiidae. Gene Ontology annotation, molecular function: serine-type endopeptidase activity. Bases 221 to 970 code for a protein of 249 amino acids.
ACUUAAUUUGAUAAUUGUAUAUUAUUUGUUUACUUAUUUUAUUUAUUCAAAAUUUUUUUGGUUACGAGUUUUAAUAUCCAACCCUUUUGUUGACUCAUCGCAUGCAAAGAUUGGCACUUAUAAUGGCAUAAUUGAUAACAAAAAUUGUGGCAAUAUUUACACAAAAUGUUUGUUUGGAUGUCUGGGAAACAGGAAAAGGGGUUCAAAAUUGGCCCAACUUAUGGGCGCCGAAAGUGUCAGUCCGGGUCAGUUCCCAUGGGUUGUGUCCUUUCAAAAUAAUCGCACAAAACAACACUUUUGCUCGGGAACGGUACUCAAUGGGAACUGGAUUAUCACUGCGGCUCAUUGUUUUCUAAAACACCGAAAAGUCGACACAUUUUAUAUAAGAACCGGUUCCGUGUUUAUUAAUAAGGGUGAUGUCGACAGGGCUCAGACCUAUUAUAUUCAUCCUAUGUAUAACUUUAGUGAUCCGACCGGUCCUAACGAUUUGGCACUGGUUUACAUUGGAAGUGAUGAACAAAAAUCUUAUAAUAAGAUUAAUAACAAUAAGAUGUUAAAGAAGAAGAGAAAUCAUUAUAAUGACAUUUGUUUGCCUGAAAAAAAUAUUGAUAAUAAGCACCGGGAGAUUGCAUAUUAUUCAGGUUUUGGUCGGAUCAACCAUAAGGGUGUUCGGGCCAGUAGUUUAAUGACAUCACAGAUGACAUUAUUGCCAGACAGACAGUGCCAGUCAUAUAUUACAAGACACGGUAUGGCGUGUCUUACCUCAAACACCAGCCAUACUUGUAAGGGGGAUUCUGGAUCACCUUUGAUUCAAUAUGUCAAUAAUAGGGCUGUGCUGAUAGGCAUACAUAAAGGGUCGACAAAAAUGUAUGGCAAAUGUGGCAAAGAGAUAUCGGUGACCACUAGAGUGUCCAAAUUUAUUGACUGGAUAGUCGAUACAAUUAAAAACCAUCAAAAUAUAAUUAAUUGA